UUGCGCACGAACGUUAAAAUCGAAUAAAUAGUCGUCUGCAGAAAGGCUUGAAGCAGACGUCACAAUACACCACGACGUCGUGGUCGAAUAAUAGUGGGGCGCGAGCAAGUGUCAAUUUGAUUAUUGUCAUCGGUUCUCGUGAAUAUCGGUGCUUCCGUCAAGACUGUUCGGAAUUUCUACCGAUGAUCGGCAAAUCGCGCAUACGUUUUCCUGUGGGUGCCGUGAGGCGGCGAGAAAGGCCACCUCUUUAAAUUAAAAGAAGGAAUGACGCUGGAGAAUCCGUUCUUUGUCGUCAAGGACGAAGUUUGUAAGGCCUUAAAUAAAAAUCGCGGUUUAUACAAACGGUGGACGGAACUGCAAGAUGUUGUUGUCACAAGUCCAAAUGUGAGCGGGGGAAUCCCAAUUUCAAGGGACGAAUUAGAGUGGACAACAACCGAAUUACGGAAAGCCUUACGUUCAAUCGAAUGGGAUCUUGAUGAUCUAGAAGACACGAUCCGUAUCGUAGAAAAGAAUCCGACAAAAUUUAAAAUAGAUAAUAAGGAAUUAACAGUUCAACGACGUUUCAUCGAAGAAACAAGGGAAGAAGUUAAGAUCAUGAAGGAUAAAAUGAAUUUAAGUAGAGGCCGGGACCGCGAUAGUACAGCAAGGCAGCCGCUUUUGGACAAUAGUCCAGCCAGAGUUCCUGUCAACCAUGGUACAACUAAAUACAGUAAAUUGGAAAAUGAAAUUGAUAGUCCGAAUAGGCAAUUUUUGGGAGACACGUUACAACAACAAAAUGAUAUGAUGAGACAACAAGACGAACAAUUGGAUAUGAUAGGUGAAAGUAUUGGAACUCUCAAAACGGUAUCUAGGCAAAUCAAUACCGAAUUAGACGAACAAGCAGUUAUGCUCGAUGAAUUUGGAAAUGAGUUAGAAGUAACAGAUUCUAAGUUGGAUGCUACAAUGAAAAAAAUGGCCAAAGUUCUUCAUAUGAGUAAUGGUAACUAUAAUAAUUACAUUCCUGCUCCUACUACUGCAACAUCUAGUGUUUCUGAUCUUGCCUCUAAACCUUCUUCUUUAUCAUUCUUAUCGAAUACAAUAACUAACUGUUUCUUAUGUUCUGGAGAUUAAAUAAAUAUUGUUAUUAUAAUUUAAUUAUAAUUAUUUAGUAACAUACGUGAAACACAUUUUCUUUUGCUUCAUUAUUUGCUUUAUUUUAUUUUAUUUUAUUAAUUUAGCUUGAUUAUAUGCACCUAAUUUUUGUGUAACAUAAACUAAUGACAUAAUUUACAAAACCUAGUGGAAAAUUAUGGAACUUUCUGACAAGUAUGAUAUUAACCAUUCAUUUUGCUUUCAAAAUAAUAUUGCAUAUCAUGAUCACUACAUACAUUCCUUUUACACUUUUUAAACUAAUUAUAACUUACAUUUAGCAUUGUUGCGCUUCAAUUCUUUACUUUUUUCUAAACAAACUGUACUAAAAUGUGAUUAAGCCAAAGAGCUGUUGGAGGGUAGAAGUCUCAUUAAAUUAAAAUAAAAGAUCUAGUACCAAUCAUUAUUUGAAUUUUAAAGGGUUCUUAAAUUAUUCGUGUUCUUUUUUCCUUUAAUUGAUUAUUGGUAUUAAAGAAAUGUUUCCUUUCGUUUUUGUUCUUCAUUUCUACAUGUUCAUAUUUUAUAAGCAUUAUAUUACUUAUAUUUUUAUUGUAAUGAGAGUAAACAAAGCAAAGAAUGGUUGAAAACCUAUGUGUACACAAUAAUUAAAGUUAAUAAUUUGCAAAGAGCCAACAUAUAUUUAAAUUUAAUAAAUAUCAGAGAUGUAGCGUUAAAAUGGACCAGUUGUAAUUAUGAAAGAAAAAUAUUAAUGUUUAACUGCAUUUAGUCAAAGUAUUUAUUAUGUACCUAGUAUGAUAGGCACUAAAAAAGUGUAGUAUAAAUCAGUUAUGGAAUCAGUAAAAGUAUAUCGUUGAAUAAAAUGUAUAUUAAAGAUAUUUAGAUAAAUAAUAAACUGUAUUUAAGUACCUCAUUUACAUGUAAAUUUUGAAAAAUUAUGCCAAAAUAUCAGGAAUUAAAUGUUAAAGUAACAGGAAGUAGCACGAUUAAUUUGUGCCUAAGAAAAUUUUAAUGUAAUAGAUUUAUAGACAGAUACAUAUAUAUACAAAUAUUUCCAGUAUGUUUUAAAAUCUCUGAUACUUCUACUUCCAAUAUAUACCAACAUGUGAUAUUAUCAUAUUGAUUCAGGUGUAGAUAAACAUAGUAUAGUACACAUUAUUAUGGAACAUUCGCAUGGCAUUGUGAAAGUGCCAUUUAGUUUAUGUGUGUAAUGAAUGUAAAUGAAACUAUAGAGUUCGAAAGAAAAGUGUUAAAAAGGAGAUAAGAAAAAUGUAAAAACAAUUAUUUGUACGUACGAUGGUUACUGAUCGAUUAUUGUUUUUCCAAUGCGUAUAAAAAAAUGUUCAUAAGUAUUAUGAAAAUUAGAGACUGCAGGUAAUCUAAAGUUCUAUUUUUAGGAAAAAUUAGGCAUAAUAGAGAGAAUUGAAAAUUAGAAAAUGAAACGUUCAUUUUAUUGUUGAAAGAGUGUUAAUAAUAUAACGUUGUGAAUUCAUACAUAAAACAGAAAUCGUCUAUUCUAGUAUGUAUUUAAAAAUCUAAAGGGAAAAAAAGUAUACUUUAUUAUUUCUCAUUAAUGACCAAUUGUGAAGAUGCACUGAUAAAUAAAACUUGCGACUUUAUUUAUACUGUACAUGUUACUGUAAGGUACCACAAAUUCCUGACCUAUUUAAAUGAUUCAGACAACCAUUAUACUAGUAAGAUUAUAUAUAUAUAUAUAUAUAUAAGAACUUGUUGCAAAUUAGAUUCUAUGUUUGAGAAGAUUCAACAUAUAUGUAUAUGAUACAAUUGAAUUUCAAAUAAUAAUAGUUUUCUAAUAUAUUGCUUUAACAAUUAUGUUUAAUUUCUUAAACAUUUAGGUAUAUGAACAUAUGAUAUAAAAUCUCUCAAUCAUGGAAUAUAAUAUAAUUUUUGAAAUAUAUGUUCAUGGAUGUGUAUUUUAAACAUUAUGUCAUUUUUCUUAUUUUUUGCUUAUAUAUGUUUGUGUGAAAAUAAUUUUUAUAUAUAUGUAUUAAUGCAAUUUCAGAAAGAUUAAUACAAAUAAGAAUCAUUGUUUUAGAGCUUCCAUAUUUUAAUGAAUGUUACAAUUACUGCUUGUUAUUUCUAAAUAACUUUAAUAUGUGAUUUUUAUAAAUCAUUUAAAAUACUAAAUUAGUUUGCAAUAUUGAUUCUUUGUACUCAAAUUGCUUAAAGAAAUUCACAUUAAUAGAAUAUUUUUUAUAAAAAGGAUUGAAUAUCUGUAUCGUAUCAUGAAAUUUUAUAAACAGCAAGUUUACUCGAUUAUCUGGCAGUGACAUACUUAUAAUUCAUUAUCUGAGUGCAAGGUAUCAAAUAAAAAAUGUUCAAUGUUAUUAUAAAUUGCUUGUUGAAAAGUGCAUGUUGAAUAUAAUGUACAAUGUUUAUUGUUUGAAGAAGGGCCAAAUAUAUAGUAUUGAUUUUCCUUAUAA
Molecule: messenger RNA, 3530 nt
Organism: Osmia bicornis bicornis
Lineage: Eukaryota; Metazoa; Arthropoda; Insecta; Hymenoptera; Megachilidae
Product: syntaxin-6
Exons: 6
Coding region: 265-1110 (281 amino acids)
Biological process (GO): vesicle fusion; intracellular protein transport; Golgi vesicle transport
Cellular component (GO): synaptic vesicle membrane; SNARE complex; endomembrane system
Molecular function (GO): SNAP receptor activity; SNARE binding
Source: RefSeq, a predicted model, not a curated record